This is a messenger RNA of Centruroides sculpturatus (bark scorpion), 1174 nucleotides long. Its product is annotated as ganglioside GM2 activator-like. Gene Ontology annotation, molecular function: enzyme activator activity; lipid carrier activity. Gene Ontology annotation, cellular component: cytoplasmic side of plasma membrane. The record is from RefSeq and is a predicted model, not a curated record. Lineage: Eukaryota; Metazoa; Arthropoda; Arachnida; Scorpiones; Buthidae. The transcript is spliced from 5 exons. The coding region runs from base 597 to 1148 and encodes 183 amino acids. Gene Ontology annotation, biological process: lipid transport; ganglioside catabolic process.
AAGAGAAUCAUGGACUGCUUGUAUUUAGCAAAGAAUCCCGUUUCAGUUGGGAAUGGACGAUUAGCAUGUUAAAAUAUGAAUAAUCAAUGGUGAGCGCUUCAUUUCCGCCUUUACUGUUCAGCGAUAUACUACCUACAGCUGGCACGAGACGUCAUCUCGUAUAACAAUCGGUCAGUUCAAAUAGUGCUACGAGGAUUUGGUCGACACAGUAGUAGGUUCAGGAAAUUCUAGUCCUUACGGGUUGCCUUUCAUGGCAAACAACCAUUUUCAGCAAGAUAAUGCUCGAUCACAUUCAACUAGACUUUUCUAGGGAUUUUUCCAUAGCAGUACCACAUUUCGUGAUAUUGCUCGAUCAUCACAUUUGUCGCUCCUAGAGAGAUUAUGGGACUAGUGGACACCAUUCUGCUAUCUACAAGUGUGAGAUAUAAGGAGUGGAGUUCAAACAACUGUGGUAAAUCUUUUGCAGAACAGUAUUUGAGGCGGUAUUUUUCUUGCCAGACCGUAUCUCUUCGUAUAUCCAGGAACAGAAAAUCCUACAAGGUUGAAAGUUGAAUGUUGUAGAGUGAAUAACUUACACUGAAGUGUGACAGAACAUCAUGAAUUACAUUACCCUGAUCCUAUCAGUAACAUCUUUAUGCCAAAUUUUACCUGCAAAUGCAUAUGAUACCAAUAAAGUCAAUUCAUCUUCAUGGCAUCCGAUUUCAAAAAGAGAUAGUUCAAUCGAAUGGGAAAGUUGCAACGAUGAUGCACCAGUAAAAGUCAAAAGUUUUUCUUUAACUCCGAAUCCAAUACCAGUAAGAGGAACCAUCACUGUAGGUGGUGAUAUCGUUGUAGACAGACCUAUUGAUUCACCUAUAAUGGUAACUGCUGAAAUAUACAGAGAGAUACUUUUUUGGAUUCAUGUAAAACAUAUUAAUCUAGGUAACUUAUGUGAAAUGUUUCCGACAAAUUGCGCAAAAGAACAUGAUUUGCUAUGCAUAUGUCCAAUUAAAGCGAAAUCUUACUCCAUACCAUCUGUUAAAUUCCAACUACCAGAUUUUUCCGUUUCUGACUUCUUAGCCACAGGAUACUACAGAGCAACUGUAAAAGGAUCUCAUUGUGGGAGCCAACUUUUUUGUUACAAUGUAUAUUUUUUAUUACGUUCUUAACUGAAUUUAUAUUUUUAUAAAGUGGU